Molecule: messenger RNA, 1309 nt
Organism: Macrosteles quadrilineatus (aster leafhopper)
Lineage: Eukaryota; Metazoa; Arthropoda; Insecta; Hemiptera; Cicadellidae
Exons: 4
Coding region: 14-388 (124 amino acids)
Source: RefSeq, a predicted model, not a curated record
AGCGUCCGGCGUCAUGGCGUGCCUACACUCCUGCAUAGUUCUGCUAGCAGUCGCCGUCGCAGUGGCUCUCAGCCUCGACAUCGCCUCUGCCAAACCGGGGGCCGAGCAGAGAGUGGUCGGAGUGAGAUCAGCUGUCCGAGGAGCUUACCCCCUCCGAAGACGUUUCACGGCCCGAGGCUGUUCUUCUUUCGGUCACUCGUGUUUUGGAGGGCACGGCAAGAGAUCAGAUGAAGAAUUUCCACCCCCAGAGUUUCUCCCUCCCGUAGAACAAGAACCUGAAAACCGAGUUCCCCUUGACAACAUUAAACAAGCUGACAUUGUACCUCUUCUGCGGCAGUGGCUACAGCUACGGUCUUAUAGAAGGAUGGCAGAAAGCAACCCUAACUAGAAUUUUAUUCUUUCAACCCUCUGAUUGUUUCACUUAGUUUCUAAGCAAUGUUAUAUUCUAAAUAAAACAUUAUUGUUGAAUUUUGUAAUAUAGAUUAUUUUCCGUUAUGGUUGAAAGCCUCGGAUGAAAAUCCUUCAGCCAAAGUUACUUUGCCUCUAUUUUACUGGACGUUAAUUUCGGGCCUGGGAAAUUAAGGGGUGUGACAUAAUUUUUUUGAUUUAAUAGUUGAUUAUAGUUUAUUUCAUCUGUUUUUUUUUUUCACGGUUGCUGAAAUGAUUUGUAUUACCUUUUUCUUGGGUUUAGUUUAAACUGUUUGAAUAUUGGUCUUAUUUACAAAUAAAUAUGGCUGUAAAUGAUCUUGUCUGAUUGAAAGUACAUUGAAUUUUGGUUAAAAACAGAAUUUUGUUAGAACUGGAGGUCGUGUAAAUCUAUAAUAAAAAAAAAAAAAACAAUUUGUAACACUGUCUUAAUAUUCUACAGCUAUAAUAAAUGUGUAAUUUACCUUCUCAAUGUGAAUGGAUUUUUGGAUUUUCUCCAAAGUAUUUUUGUUAUGAAUUUGUUUAAACUCAGUCAAUUCAUGGAGUGUCGCAAGACGUCCUCAAACGUCUUUGGAGUAAUUUUGUCUAUAUAAAAAGUAGGCAGAAUUCUCUAAAUUAAUAAUUCAGCUGUAAUCCCCGUUUUCCAAACCAUAAAGAAAUUUCUUUCAAAACUAUGUCUGAGUUUGAUUUCGUUUCCAAACUUUUUUUAACUUGUUAAAAAUGGAAAACCUUUGUAGGUCAAAGUCAUAUUUUCCUGUGUGUAACUAGGGGAUUAGUUUCAUUGAUAUCUUUCAUAGUGGUUGUUUUACAAAACUUAGCUACAAUAAGAUGUAUACAGUAGGCAAACCUAUGUAACAACUGUCAAUAAAGAGAUAUUGUUUCA